UGGUAGAGUUAGUGUUCUUGUUUGUUUGAAUUUGUUUACUGUUUAAUGAUUUCAUACGCUUUCAUGGCCAUCUGGAUUAUUUUUCGGUAACAGAAUACAAUUUUUUUAAUUAAGCAUGAAUGCGGCAUUCUUGCAUUUUGCGGAAGCUAGCAGCUACUCCACAUAGCCGACAAUCUGAGGCCACCCGCUUCCCGGCCACGUUUUAUUCAUCGGGUUGUUUUGGGCAAGCUUAUAAACGAGCGCGUCUCUGUGUCACGACAUACAGCUCAAUAGUUGUUCUGAGUGCACAUUCGUUUGUGCAUGCUGUGAAAGUGGUUAUAAACCUAAAUUUCCCGGUUGAACCAUUGUCACCUCCGGAAGGAGAUGGAUCGGAAGCUUUGUAACUAGCACAUCGGCUAACCACAUAGCAAAAAUGUCACCGUAGUUAGCUUGUAGUUUAGUUAGUGGUACCAGGUCCACUGACUGUGCUUAUGAGGACUGCCCAUAUGUCUGUUAAUUAUACAUCGUAAUUAUUGCUAAAUUUAAAUGUAUUCAGUUUGAAGACUUUUAAUCUCGUAUUGCGAUAAUGCCGUACUAUUUAGCUAUGUUGCAAGCCACGACAGCUACCGAGCCAUUGUUGGUUACAGCAGUAGAUCGUUAGCUAGCUAGUAACAUUACCGAAAAUGAGCAAUUUCCAUGAAAUGAUAUACAAAUAUAAACAUCUAUAAUCCAGUACAUUGUGUCGUAUAUAAUAUCUCACUGUAUAAAAAGAUAGACCACUGAAUGGUUAACUAGCUUGCAUGAACGUCUAAUAUUGCUAGCCAGUCUAGCUUACAAUGUUGCAGUUUGUAGUAGGCCGAAGUCGAAGAUCUCGUCCGGCUAGCGCGCUAACCACCAUUUCGCUUUCGCGACUUGUGUGUAGCCAAGUUCCCAAGUUCAACUAGAGUCAAUUUUGUCUUCGUAAUUGGUGAGAUUUCGGUGUUGCUAUUCAGACUGGCAAUCUAGCUAGAAAACCUAGCGAAACACUGUUUGUAUUUAUGUUCAACAAAACAACAUAAGCGCAAGUUCGUUGCUGUCUGCAGUGGUACGAGAGUGGACAUCUGGUCUCUGUAAUCGGGCCUUCUGCGCUAUCCAGACCAAACGUCGAGACCCCAAGGCCAGGUUACCUCAGUUACACUGUCGCGAUUAAAAACAAGUUAGUUUAAGACCACCUUCAUACUAGUUCUUUUUUUGCUGUAGUAUCGAGAGUAACGUUAUUUUAUCAGCAAGCGAAUGCUGACUGGCUACAUUGUCAACUAUCUCAAAGCGAGUGAAGUUGUGUAGUGUGGUUUCAUAUGUAACAUGCUAGAAACUUCACCCUUGGGUCUCCGUGUUAUCAGCUGCUGUGCGCGUGUAGAUGACUUGAAUGAAGCUAUACAGCGAGACGGCAAAUAACUGCCAAAGUUAUUGCAGUUACCUUUUUUCAGUGUACCUUUUUAAACUGUUUUAGACAACACUUUUUCAGGGAAUUAAUCUGAGUUCUUUUAAUUUACCGUUGAUCUUAAUUUGCAUAAUUGCUCAAUCUAAUUUAAGUGUAAUUCUAACGGUCGUGCUGGGCGUCUCCUGUUGGAAUGUGCAGUAAUAUGAUAUUAGCAUAUGAAGUAAUAUGCAUUCUUGCAUAUUGUUGCACUUCCGCAUUUGUUUAGAUGCUAAUACAUUAGUAUUAAUAGAUGAUUGCAUUUAAACUAUAAAACCUAUAAAAUCUGUACCACCAACCCAGGGGCCAGUGCUGCUGUAUAUGACCUUCAAACGCAUCCAGAAGAGGGUUGUGUUAACCUGCACAAAACUAAGAACCCAAAUCUCUCCUAUAUAAGGAAUAGGUGUACCCGUACCCAGGCGCGAUGGACAAGAGCAACACGGUGAAGCUCUUUGUGGGGAACCUGGCGCAGGACACGUCGCAGGAGGAGCUGUCGGCCAUCUUCGAGCCGUACGGUGCGGUGGUGAGCUGCAGCGUGCUGCGGCAGUUCGCCUUCGUCCACCUGCAGGGCGAGGGGGCGGCGGCCCGCGCCAUCAAGGAGCUCAACGGCCGCGAGUUCCGCGGCCGCAACCUGGUGGUGGAGGAGUCGCGCGGGCGGCCACUCCACUCCACCAAGGUGUUUGUGGGAAACCUCAGCGCCAUGUGCACCGCUGAGGACCUCCAGGAGCUCUUCCAGACUUUCGGCAAAGUGCUGGAGUGCGACAAGGUGAAAGCCAGGCUCUCCUCCGCCGCGGGCUACGCUUUCGUGCACAUGGAGAACAAGGAGGACGCGCUGCAGGCCAUCGAGGCCCUCCACGGCACCUCCUUCAAGGGGCGCCCGCUCUCCGUGGAGCUGUCCAAGGUGCAGCCCAGCAAGCAGUCCUCCAGCAAGAGCUCGUGCGGCACCUGCGGGAAGCAGGGCCACCACUCGGGGGAGUGCCCGCGCAGCAAGCCCACGCUGGAGCAGUACCAGAGCCAGGCGGCCGUGCUGGCGGCAGCCGCCGCCGCCGCCGCAGGGCUCCCCCUGCAGGUGCAGCAGAGCGUGCACAACUCCGUCUACAACACCUCCACCUUCGACCCCACCUACGCCGCCCUGACGGGGCUCAGCGCCGCCAACGGGGGCGAGGGCACCCCCGUCAGCCCGGCCGUCUACGGGGCGCUCGCCAGCCAGGUGUACGGCACGGUGGCCAACCAGCUGUACGGCACGGUGGCCAACCAGGCGCUGACGUCCGGCGCCACCCAGGUGUACAGCUCCCUGACGGCGCCCAUGUACAACACGCAGGUGUACGCGCCGGCAGUGGCCAGCCCCGUGUACCUGAGCACCCCGGCCGGACAGGCCGCCGCCGCCGCCGCCGCCAACCCGGUGACGAGCGUGGCGCCCGCCCUGCACGUGGCCAGCCCGGCCUAUGGCACCGACCCCACGGCCCAGGCCAUCUUCGAGGCGGCGCGGGCGCACUACUUUGCGCAGGGCCAGCGCGUCCUGGCCGAGCAGAAGGCCGUGACCAAGUCGGAAAGGGACCGCAGCCCGCUCCGGCGCUCCGGCCCCCUGCUGCCCGACCCCAUCCCCAAGCCCCUCCUCCCACAGCGGCCCAAACGCAGGGCCCUCCUCCCGACCCCGCCUCCCCGGGCCGACGAGACUCCGACAGCCGAGGAGGACGCCACUGCAAGGUGCUAUGCUGAAUACUACCAGCAGUACCAGCAGUACCAGCAGUAUCAGCAGUACCAGCAGUACCAGCAAUACCAGUAUGCCUACCCAUCAGCCCCUGGGAUGCCCACGAUGGCUGCCCACUCAGCGGAGGCCCUCCCCACAGCAUACGAGCCACCUCUCCCACCUUAGCCCACAAAGUACUCUCACCCCCCCCCCCCACCUCCUCGUCCACCGC
Anguilla anguilla (European eel) is the source of this 3357-nucleotide messenger RNA. Its product is annotated as RNA-binding protein 14-like. Bases 1860 to 3311 code for a protein of 483 amino acids. The transcript is spliced from 4 exons. Gene Ontology annotation, molecular function: mRNA binding; zinc ion binding. The record is from RefSeq and is a predicted model, not a curated record. Gene Ontology annotation, cellular component: cytosol. Lineage: Eukaryota; Metazoa; Chordata; Actinopteri; Anguilliformes; Anguillidae.